UGUAUAAGGCAGGCGAUGCAGCUGUCAGGCUCACAGGCUCACGAUCCCUGCUCCCGAGUAAGUAGAAAUGGGCAGGAGCUCGCCUGUUGCCCUCUUGGUGGCCCUGUGGGCCGGCCAGCUGGGCAUGUGGGCAGCGGGGCGCUCCAAGGUGAACCCCAGGAUCAUCACAGCGCCGCAAGGUGCAAAGGAAUAUGUAUUUCCCAGGAGUGAGAAGUACCCAGUCUUCUACCAUGAGGAAAACAGCUCAUCCAUCUACAUCGGGGGAGAGGGGAAGCUUUACUACUACGACUUUGCAACCUCUGAGAACUACACGGAAGACUUCUCAGUGAAAAAUGAGGGACUGUGCAUGAUGUCUGGGAGUUUGGAGGACAAUAAGAAUUACCUCACACUAGUGGAGAAGUACGGAGACGGGAUGUUGGUGUGUGGGACCGGUGCCUGCGCUCCCACCUGCUGGAACCUGACGCAGAGGAAGGAGAGCUCAUCGUGGGAUGGGAGAGGAAUUGCUCCUUUCACCCCUGACUCCAACACCCUCGUCGUCGUUGAUGGUGAUGACAUCUACUCCACCAUCAAGAAGAGCCAGCAGAAUGGCAAGAUCCCUCGUUUCCGUCGAGUGAGAGGGGGUGGAGAGCUCUACACAAGCGACACAGUGAUGCAGAACCCUCAGUUUGUCAAAGCCACCGUGUUAAGGCACGAAGAGCCUCACCAGGACAAGAUUUAUUACUUCUUCCGUGAAGACAACCCGGAUAAGAGUCCUGAGGCCCCCAGAAACAUCUCCCGCGUGGCCCAGCUGUGUAAGGAAGAUAAAGGAGGAACCAGUUCCCUCUCUGCUUCCAAGUGGACUACCUUCCUGAAGGCCAGCUUGAUUUGUGUUGACCCAGUCACAAAGGGCAACUUCAACUGGUUGCAGGAUGUCUUCUUUGUCCCCGCGAGCGACUGGCGGCUCUCCAAAGUCUAUGGGCUCUUCACAAACACCUGGGGAAGCUCUGCUGUCUGUGUCUAUUCCUUUGGGGACAUCGACAACGUGUUCCGGACAUCUAAACUCAAAGGCUAUAACGGUCCCAACCCGGAGAUCAAACCUGGGCAGUGUGUUCCCUCGGGACAGCACACCCCCAGUGAGACCUUCAAGAUCGCCGACAGCCACCCCGAGGUGGAGGACCGGGUGGAGCCCCUCUCCCCCACCAAGAGCCCCUUAUUCCACAACAAGCACCGCUACCAGAAGAUCGGGGUGCACGAGGUCUCUGCGGCUGACGGACACCGCUACAAUGUGCUUUAUCUGGCAACAGACAAAGGAUCCAUCCACAAGGUUGUGGAGCUGCCAGAUGGGGUGCAGAAUAUCAUGGAGCUCCAGGUCUUUCCGAACAAGGACCCGAUCCAGUCCAUGAUCCUGGAUCACAAGAGGGCCAUGCUGUAUGUCGGCUCCACGAGCAAAGUCCUGGAGAUCCCCAUGGACAUGUGCAGGGCGUAUCGCAACAACUGCCACAGCUGCCUGCUGGCCAGGGACCCCUACUGCGGCUGGGCCAAUGGCUCCUGCCAGUCCGUGUCCCUGAACCGGGAUGUGCUUCAGAACCUGAACUUGGAUGUGUGGCAAGGAAACUGCCAAAAUGGGGCUACUAAGGAAGACGACUACCAGAACAUCGCAGUUGUCCCUUUCUCCCGCUAUUACCUCAACUGCUCCAUCGAGUCCCACUAUGCCACCUACAACUGGUAUCACAACAACAGCCUCAUCAAGACCUGCAACACCACCCACCCUCAGCAGGAUUGCUUCCACUUCAUCCAGAACGUCAGCCACGGCCACUACGGCCACUACGUCUGUGUCUCGGAGGAGGACGGCUUCAAGCAGGCGCUGGUGAAGGAGCGCCUGGUCAACCAGCUCCGGUUCCUGUUCCAGAGGGGCCAGGCCACCAUGCCCUUUGGCUCGUGGCUGCAGCUGCUCCUGAUGGUGGCUUUGGUGGAGCUCUUCCACUGAACACAACGGUGUUCCCACCGUCCUGCUCUUCCUGCACUUGCUGUCCGCUCCUGAAGCGAGAUCCCUGUUUUCUUAGGCGCUCCUUGGACAUUAAUCUUUGAUUGUCCCCAAAGGGGUUCUGGGCAGCACCUUUUCCAUUUUUGGCCUCGGUGGAAGAGCCUUGGUGGGGAGGAUGUGACUGCAGGGCCAGGUGGAGCAGGGGUUGGGGACACGUGGGGGACAUUCGCUGUACCAGUGACAGCCUCUCCCUGGCAGCUCUGUUAUGCUGUUCAGGGGACUUCUGCCGACGUGCAUGCACUGAUCCUCAGGGCACGGCCACUCCUCACUUUAGGAACGUGCAUGUGAUGAAGAGGAGGAGCCAGCCCUCGGCCUUCUGAACUGGUUGAUCUGAGUGGGGAGUGACACCUCCAAGUUUUUAGUGGCUAAUGUUUGGGUCGGCAAGCAGUGCCACUUGUGAGUCCCCUUCUGGUCUGGAGAAUUGGGCUCUGGAAGGGUUUUGGGUUUUGGUUUAUUAUUUUUUGUUUGCAGCUGGCUUUGAUGUGGGAGGGAGAUCGGGAAUUAGCACUGGAAACCUGCAAGUGCAGGUACAAAGUUACGAGUUUGCAUGGAAAAGGCUUGGAAAAUGACUAGAUUUGGGGUGUGGGGAAGGACAGAUGGAAGGGCACUGGAAGGGAAGGUGGAAGCAGAGCCCAAACCAAACUGGGAGGCCCUGGGAAGACGUUUGAAACGCACAAAUCCUCUGCAGGCAGCUAAGGGCAUUUAUCUGUGGGCAGCAGGCAACCCCUGCUCCCCACACCACUCCUCCAGGAGAGGGACCGGGCUUCCUCAGGGAAAAAGGCUGCGGAUCUCAGGGCGACACCGCCGGGCUCGGGGGGCUGUGCCUGUCCCCACCGCCCAGAGCAGCUCUGCUUCCCUUCCCCCAGCGAGGGGACACGGGGGGCCCAGAGUUUGCUUCCCUUGGGCUUUGAGGUCUCCGAGCAAGACUAAACUGUGAAAAACGGGAUUCUCUCCCUGCAGAGGGUGAUCCCACACCUUGUCCAAACCUUUCCCAGUCUGAAACACCCCAGCCUCGGGCUGUGUAAGGGUGAGGGCAUCCUGUCUUAUGCUUCCAAUAACCUGUCGCAGCAGCACAGCUCCUGCUUCGUGCCUGCUCACUCAGGAGUGCCCGGGGAGUCUUUUGGGCAAGGGGGAGGUGCCACGUGCCUCUCGUGACCACAGACUACGGACAACGGGCCAGAGCUUCCUACUGCACUACAUUUCCAAGGUAUUCUCCCCCUGGAAUCUAGGAUAGAGCUUCUUACAUCCCUUCUCAAAGCACUUUAACUUCGUGAACUAACAAAUACCUAUUUAUUGUUAACUGGUCGUUACUGUACUUGUAGAGUUUUAUAAUAUUGCCGAAGGUGGGUUCAGAUUAGAGGAGUUGGAAAAAACACCACAACAGCUACCAAAAAAAUCUUUCAGAACUGUAACCAAAGUGGAUGGUUGGAAUAAAGAAUGGAAAAGA
This is a messenger RNA of Neopelma chrysocephalum (saffron-crested tyrant-manakin), 3470 nucleotides long. RefSeq names its product semaphorin 7A (John Milton Hagen blood group) (gene SEMA7A). Gene Ontology annotation, biological process: positive regulation of cell migration; axon guidance; positive regulation of ERK1 and ERK2 cascade. The coding region runs from base 68 to 1966 and encodes 632 amino acids. The record is from RefSeq and is a predicted model, not a curated record. Gene Ontology annotation, cellular component: external side of plasma membrane. NCBI's taxonomy places the organism in Eukaryota, Metazoa, Chordata, Aves, Passeriformes, Pipridae. The transcript is spliced from 14 exons. Gene Ontology annotation, molecular function: chemorepellent activity; integrin binding; semaphorin receptor binding.